Molecule: messenger RNA, 651 nt
Organism: Saccostrea cuccullata (small rock oyster)
Lineage: Eukaryota; Metazoa; Mollusca; Bivalvia; Ostreida; Ostreidae
Product: fibrinogen C domain-containing protein 1-B-like
Exons: 4
Coding region: 1-651 (216 amino acids)
Source: RefSeq, a predicted model, not a curated record
AUGCAAUCAGCUACUGAAGAUUGUUCAGAUAUUGUGAAAAGAGACCCAAACAAGAGAGGACAAGACGGUGUGUACGUUAUUUACCCUGACAUCCGAAGAGAGGUCUACUGUGACAUGACGACAGAUGGAGGAGGGUGGACAGUCAUUCAGAGGCGAGAAGAUGGUGACGUGGAUUUUUACAGGACAUGGACAGAGUAUAAAGAAGGAUUUGGAAAUAUCACUAAGAACCACUGGAUUGGGAAUGAUGCAAUCCAUGCCUUAACAAAGGAUAAAGACAAAAAUCUCCGCAUUGAUCUCCAGAGGCAUAACGGACAAAAGGCCUAUGCAGUGUACACCAAUUUUUACAUCGGGGAUGAAGACAAUAAAUAUACUCUGACAGUGUCUGGAUACAGUGGAACAGCGGGUGACGGUUUGGCUGAUCACAAUAGUAUGAAAUUUACCACUAAAGACCAGGACAAUGACGGGGGCGCUGGUAACUGUGCCAGAGCAUGGUAUGGAGCCUGGUGGUUUAAUUUCUGUUACCAAGCCAAGCUUAAUGGAAAGUAUGCACAGACUGAAUUAUCCGGUCAUGAACACAUGGUAUGGAGAAAAUGGAAGGACUCUAAACAGAAAGCAUUAAAACGGUCAAAGAUGAUGAUAAGAUCAAAAUAA